AUGACACAGGCAGAAGUUGAAGCGCAGCUGCAAAGAUUGGAAAGCACCACCAUCUACCCUACUGAGGCGGACGGGCAGGGAGAAGAAGACGAGUUGAAUGGACCCUUGCUUAUCGAGCAACUAGAGGGAAAUGGAGUCACCGCGUCUGAUAUCAAGAAACUCAAGGCUGAAGGGUUUCAUACUAUUGAGAGUAUCGCGUACACUCCAAGAAGACAGUUGAUGACUGUCAAAGGUAUCAGUGAAGCCAAGGCAGAAAAGAUUUCAAACGAGGCUGCCAAGUUGGUCCCCUUGGGUUUUACAACCGCGUCUGAAUUCCACUCGAGAAGGUCAGAGUUGAUCUGUUUGACGACGGGUUCUAAGCAACUAGACACGUUGCUUGGCGGAGGUAUCGAGACUGGAAGUAUCACUGAAGUGUUUGGCGAGUUUAGGACUGGUAAGUCGCAAUUAUGUCACACCUUGGCCGUCACGUGUCAGUUGCCUAUCGAUAUGGGUGGCGGCGAAGGCAAGUGUCUCUACAUUGAUACCGAAGGUACAUUUAGGCCCAACAGACUUGUUUCGAUAGCUGAGAGGUACGGUUUGAAUGCAAACGAUUGCUUGGACAAUGUCGCGUACGCUAGAGCUUAUAAUGCCGAGCACCAGUUGAACUUGCUUAAUUUGGCUGCACAAAUGAUGGCAGAGCUGAGAUUCUCCGUUUUGAUUGUUGACAGUAUCAUGUCCUUGUACAGGACCGAUUACGCGGGAAGAGGCGAGUUGAGUGCUAGACAAACCCAUGUGGCCAAAUUCAUGAGAACAUUGCAGCGUUUAGCCGAUGAGUUUGGUAUUGCUGUGGUCAUCACGAAUCAAGUCGUGGCCCAAGUCGAUGGAAUGUCGGGAAUGUACAACCCCGAUCCAAAGAAACCCAUUGGUGGUAACAUCAUUGCCCACUCAUCGACCACCAGGUUAUCUUUCAAAAAAGGUAGAGCCGAGACCAGAAUUUGCAAGAUUUAUGACAGUCCUUGUCUACCUGAGAGCGAGUGUGUUUUCGCCAUCUACGAAGAUGGUAUCGGUGAUCCAAAAGUUGAAGAGGACGAUUGA
Molecule: messenger RNA, 1074 nt
Organism: Lodderomyces beijingensis
Lineage: Eukaryota; Fungi; Ascomycota; Pichiomycetes; Serinales; Debaryomycetaceae
Source: the annotation of a GenBank genome assembly